AUGGACUUGCUGAGCCUCAACGCGCUGCAGAACCUCGCGCUGCUCUCGACCAUCCAGGAGCUGAAUGGCCUGUACGGCAUGGAGCUGAAUGUUUUCCUCGACUUUGGCAACAGAUCGGACCUUCUGGCCGCCACCGGGCCGCAGCCUUCGGUGGCGAGUCUUUGGAUACGCGAUGCGGCAGUGCAAUUGGUGCUCGAGGGGAAUUACAGCAGUCGCACUCUGACCAUCGUUCGACUGGAGGAGGGACAGACACGAGCGACCCUGGAGUACCUGACGGCCUGGCUGUGGCGCUACCAGCAUCUGCAGGUGCUCAUCGUCCACCCGGGGGCUGGAAAACUGCUCGAAAUCUUUGGCUACUGCUGGCGGCAGGGCAUGGUGCACAUCCUGGUGAUGGAGGCGGCAUCGGGAAGGCUGUACAGCUUCAUGCCGUAUCCGAAACUGCGACUGCUGUCCCUGGGCUCUGUGGGGGAGUACUACCGGCGGACCCGGGGCAUGCUGUGGGACUUUCACGGCUACAACAUCACCACGGGGCUGGCCUACAACGGGGGACCGCGCUGCUUUGGCUUUCGGGACAGCCACAACCGCCUGAUCCUGGCCGGCUACAUGCUGAACAUGGUCCUCGAGUUCGUGAAGCACUUCAACGGCACCAAGCAGCUGAUCUACAUCACGUCCGUGGACCAGGCCAUCGGACUGCUGGCCAAUCGCACGAUCGACCUCAUUCCGUAUCUGAUGGUGCCUGCCGACGAGUACUACGUCGCCACGAAGGUGCUGUAUCUCGAGAACUGUGUGAUGAUGGUGCCCUCCUCCAGGCCGCUGGCCACGUUCCUCUAUUUGGUGCGGCCCUUCACGUGGGGCACGUGGCUCGCAUGGCUACUGGUGCUGGUCUACUGCUCGGGGGCCCUGCUGGUGCUGUCCCGGGGGCGCCUCAAUGCGAGCGCCGCCUUCCUGGAGGCCCUCUGCCUGGCCCUGUUCCUGGGCGGCGCCCGGGGCCCAGGCUCGCCCCGCGACGUACUGAUCUUUGUCCUGCUGACAGCCGGCGGCUUCGUGCUGACCAAUCUGUACCUGGCCCAGCUGUCGACGAGCCUGGCGGCCCGGCUCUACGAGCGGGAGAUCGACACGGUGGACGACCUGCCCGGCACCGAUCUCAAGUGGUACAUGAUCGCCUACGAUGCCGCCCUGGUGCGCAGCCAGUUCGCCAAUCGUCCGGCCGUGAUCCGGCGCAUUCUGGUCGGCUCCAAUGAGAAGACGGACGAUCUGCGGCGCGAGCUGAACACCUGCUGCGUCCAUUCCGGCUACGAGGAUCGCAUCGACUUUAUUCUGUACCAGCAGAAGCUCUUGCGCUUUCCCAUAUUCCGCAAACUGCCGGAGAUCCUGUACCAGCAGCCCCACCAGAUACCCUCGUCCUUCGGUCGUCCCUAUCUGCGGCUCUUCAACGACUUUACGCUCCGGAUAUUCGAGAGCGGCAUCCAGCAGAAGAUGAAGUGGGACUCGUACCGCCACGGCGUCCAGAGCGGCCAGAUACAGUUCGGUUUCAGGGAUCGCUACAUGGAGGUGCGUUCGAACGACGUCGAGUAUUACUAUGUGAUUGGGGGCCUCUGGUUGGGCGGCCUGAUCCUCGCCACCGUCUCGUUUCUCUGCGAAUUCUAUCUCCUGAAUAAAGUGUGA
Molecule: messenger RNA, 1665 nt
Organism: Drosophila persimilis
Lineage: Eukaryota; Metazoa; Arthropoda; Insecta; Diptera; Drosophilidae
Gene: Ir67b
Exons: 1
Coding region: 1-1665 (554 amino acids)
Source: RefSeq, a predicted model, not a curated record